AACAUCAAUACAGAUAAUGUAGGACAUCAAAUUUCGGCCCGUCUUGGAAAAAUCUUACCCAUACCUGAAGAUUCAGCUAAGGCAGAGACCAAUAUCGACUAUGAUAAUGUAUAUUUUGAUAAAGAAUUUGAUGAUGAUAUGUAUUUUGAUGAUGAGGUUGCUUUGCGAUCAGAUAAGGUAGAGCCAGGCCAAAGAAGUUCUUCGAACCAGGCGCUUUCGCAUGAUGAUAGUGACCAUAGUCACAACAAUUAUUCUGAAGAAGAGAUGCCAGAUGAAUCGGAUGACAAUGGAUAUAAUGGAUGUGGUAGAUAUAAUGAAUAUGGUGAAUCUGAUAGAG
Messenger RNA from Racocetra persica, 337 nucleotides. NCBI's taxonomy places the organism in Eukaryota, Fungi, Glomeromycota, Glomeromycetes, Diversisporales, Gigasporaceae. The record is from the annotation of a GenBank genome assembly.